AUGUUCCAAUUGGGUCUAUACCCGAUUUCAAGCGGCUGGGAUAAGGCAACGUCAAAGUUUAAGACAAGAGAAGCAGUGGUAGAGAAGGGCAUUGACGAGCUUGAUCAGUACGCCUUCGUUGUCAGAACCCGAGCCGACAUGCCUUCCUUGAAGCAAAGUGUUACUGUUCGCGUUAAUUCGGAUUUCAUUCGGAAAGCCCUACGCCAUGUUAUGGGCGUUGCGAAAGCCAUUGGCUUGCAGGAAGAUAAGCCUAUUGCAGUAACCAACCAAGCACAGAUUGAUCAGAAGCUCCUGUAUAAUUUUCUCCCUGACCUCAAGAGAUAUGAGGCGAAAGCAGCGGGUGCCUUCGAAGACGAGCUAAAACACAUAUCUCUGUUUGUCAAUUUUAUCGCUCACACAUAUCAGCCAGUGACCCAACAGCUCCUGCCGCAACUAAAAGCUGGGCAAAUUGCUUGGGACUUGCUUGGGACUGUCAUGAAGCCUGGAUAUGAACUUGAGAAUAAGCAGCGGAUGGAAGAGAAAGAGCAAUUCAGGAGAGCUGAUGCCGAUGACUCCAGCAUGACUGAUGACGAUUAUUUGAUAUGCUGUCCCUCGAUUCCGGCCUUUAGUUUCAGUGAUAAUGCUUUCUACGAGGUUGUUGUCGAUGACACCCGCAAUAUCGAGUGGUCACCAAGUCUUUUCAAGAGCUUGACUAGUUCUGACGAUCAGAAACUCCUUCUCAUGGCACUCAUGAGGACCCAGUUGGGGAUUGUCCCCUCUCUCCCAUUUGACGACCUUGUCACAGGCAAAGGGAAGGGCUUAAAUGUGCUUCUACUUGGCCCACCGGGCAUAUCUGCUGCCCAACUGGAAGUGGAACCAGAUAGACUCGAUGACAAUCUCACUCACAUAUUUCAAAUUGCUAAGCGGUUUGACGCCCUCCUUUUACUGGAUAAAGCUGAUGUCUUCCUCGAACGUCGGGCGUCUAUCAAUGCCUCCAAGGACGCUACUGUUACGAUAUUCCUUCGCAAGCUGGAGUAUUUCCAGGGAAUUUUCUUUCUCACGACGAACAGGGACGCGGAGCUUGAUGAGGCAAUCCUUAGCAGGAUUCAUCUGAAACUCAAAUACGAAGCGCUGAACCAACGUCAACGGAAGGACAUAUGGGCGAGGUUUGCCACCCGAGUACGUACACAUCAAGGGCCGGUGAUGGUGAGCGACACCGAUUUGGAUCGCCUCGCGAUUCUAGACCUCAACGGGCGGGAGCCGGAUCAAAAACAUAAUGUCCAUUCACACGCACUCGCAACAGAUGAUGGUAGUCACGUUAAUUAUAGGUAUAUCAAGCAGGCCUCGAUCUCAAAUGAGGAUCAUUCUCGGGAGUUUAAUCGUGUCAGCGGCAUGUACAUCUAA
Molecule: messenger RNA, 1383 nt
Organism: Ophidiomyces ophidiicola
Lineage: Eukaryota; Fungi; Ascomycota; Eurotiomycetes; Onygenales; Onygenaceae
Exons: 9
Coding region: 1-1383 (460 amino acids)
Source: RefSeq, a predicted model, not a curated record